AUGGGUGCCGUCACCAAAAUGUACAUCAUGCGCAAGUAUUAUUCAGCAAAAUCAUCAACCUAUAUUAAAAAUGGUACAGCGUUUUCAAUUAAAUACGGUAUGGGCACUGCCAAAGAGUAUCUCAGCACCGAUACACUAAUCAUAGGCACCGGUAAAGUACAUAAUCAGACAUUUGCACAGAUGACUUCAGUACCCGGUCCGGCGUUUGUGCUGGGUGGUUUUGAUGGCAUAAUUGGUAUGGCUUACCAACAGCUUUCGGUAGACAAUGUAGUCACAACGUUUCAGCACAUGAUAGCACAGGGAGUGGUGUCGGCGCCGGUCUUCUCCUUUUAUCUGAACCGAGACGUGAAGGGAAGGCCCGGCGGAGAGCUUAUACUCGGCGGCUCUGACCAUAAUCAUUAUACCGGUAACUUUACGUACGUGCCGAUGACCCGAAAGGGCUAUUGGUAA
Messenger RNA from Medioppia subpectinata, 450 nucleotides. Lineage: Eukaryota; Metazoa; Arthropoda; Arachnida; Sarcoptiformes; Oppiidae. The record is from the annotation of a GenBank genome assembly.